UCACCAGGAACUCCCCCACCCCUGUAAGAUCACCAGGAACUCCCCCACCCCCUCUAAGAUCACCAGAAAUACCUCCUCCUCCACCAAGGUCCCCCGAGACUCCUCCUCUUCCUCCAGGUUCCCCUGAAAGUCCACCACCUCCUCCAGUAACAAAAGAGAUCCCUCAUAGACUAGAAGGAACUAUUUCAAAUUCAUACAGUUGUGAGGGAAGAGGUUUGGGAACUUUAGAAGAUCCUCCUCCUCCACCUCCCUUAUCACCAGGUACUCCUCCACCACUUCCCCUGUCUUCAGAAACACCACCACCACCCCCCAUGUCCCCUGGAACCCCACCACCUCUUGAUAUGUCUCCUCGCAGCCCAUGUACUCGAAAUUUAUUAAAUCAUUCUCCACCAUCAUUUAAAAAUCUCCUUCCUGUGUUGUCACCGAGAGCAUUUUCACCAUCAUCCCAUGUUGAAUCUCAUGAAAACUGUGCCAAUCCUGUCUUAAAUUCAGAGUCAUGCCUUAAGGAUAAUUUGCUUCAGGAGGACAAUCCAGAAAGAGAUACACCAUCACCAUUGCCUGAUUGCCCUUUUGAAUGUCCUAAGUCACCUUCACCACAGUUUGGCUCCCCAUCAUCUUCACGCUCUCCCUCCCCAUCACCAAUGCCAGCGACAAGACCAAGAAGUCCGCUCCAAUCUAUGGCUUCCUUGUCACAGUCCUUGAGAGUAGUUGCCCCCCCAAGUCCAUCUCCUGUUCCACUGAAAGCAGAAAUACUAUCACCUAGGGUGCCUAUACCUGACAUUCUCUCCCCAACUAACUCGAUUAAAAAUGAUAUAAUGUCCCCACCCCACCAGAGCCCACGCCAAGGAAUUCUUUCCCCAGCUCAUCCGACUAGAGCGAAGUUAGUUUCACCAAUUUCUUCUGUAUGUCCAAAAUCUCCUAAAGUUAGAAGUCCACCAAGAACUCGUCCAAGAAGCCCUAUGGAUUUACCAGUUCCAAGAUGGAAGCCAGAUCCAAUAAUCAGACAGAAAAGAUCAUCCGAGUCAAGAACAUCCGUCUCUUCUAUCUCAUCUGUAUCGUCCGCUACAGAAGUUAUUGUUCCUGUAACUCCCAGGCCUGUUACAAUUCCUCCUACAGCAGAGAAGCUACGGAGAUUCAGUGAGGAGGAAGGUCUCGACUUGAGAGAAAGAUCUGCAAGUGGAGAAGGACACGACACCGCGGAGAGUGGCUUUGAUGAGGGAAGUGAUUUAUCUCCUGAUCACAAGCUGGAAGUCAUUGUCAAGGGAGAACCUCUUGAUGUAGACUCUAGGUCUCAGGAUAUAAUAGAAGGGGAGGGAGUAAAGAAGGAGGAUGCUACAAAUAUGAAAACAGAAAUUGUGCCAAAGCUGGAUUUCAAAAGUGAAGUAUUGGAUGAACUUUGUAAGUUUGCUGAGGAGGGGGAUACCACUAUUUACACAGGACCACAGGGGAAGACAAUCAAAGUAGAAGAUGAGCAGGAAGUCAAAGUUGUCAAGGACGAUGAACAAAUACCUCCCCUCAACAAAGGAGAGUCAUACAUUAAAACUACCACCCUAAGAAAACCUCCAACUUCGUCCAAGAAAACUGAUUCACCAAAGAGUUUAGAUCGAUCAACAACACCAAAGAAAGAGGAAAUUGAAUCCCCUGUUAAUUUUACUAGUCUAGCAAGUGUUAAGGAGGAUUCUAAUAGUAUGCCAAAGAGGACUUUAGGCUUUAUGAAUGAAAAGGAAACUAAAAUUGAAGACAAAGUGUUGACACCAGUAGACUCCUUAAAACUUCCGGUGAAUGGGACCAAAGUGUCAGAUUUGUUGGGUAAAAAUAAGGUGCCUGAAGUUUCUCAUCCUAGAAAUAAUUUAGACAAAUCUGUAGAAAUGACAAAUGCUAAUGACAAAGUGGAAAACAACUUCGAACAAGAUUCAGAAAAGACAAAGAGCUCCUUUGAGGCUGCACACAGACAUAAGUCAACUUCAGGAACAUCAUCUAGUAGUAAGAAAUAUGACUGUGCAAAGUGUCACAAACGUAGUAAAAUUAAACGUUAUAAUAUUGGUGUACAGUGCCGACGAGACAAGACGGACGCCAAGUCGUCGCCAAACUCGUUGUCUGGAGCAGCGUCCUGUGUAACCCAACCUUGUUUUGCCAAAGUGGACUAUGGAAGUAAACACGUAUCUUUACCCAGACCUCCAAGUCAUGGUAAACCUGGCUUAGAGAAGUACAAAUAUGGCCAAUAUAUGCACGUUGAAACGUAUCCAAAUGGUGAUGCCACGGUGGUGCAUAUGUAUCAGGAGGAGAUUGAUGCUCUUACCAAGGAAGAACAGGACGAAUUAGCGGCUGAAUAUUUGGAGGUUGUGUUUUCUGAAGAUGAUAAUGGCUUUGCCCAUCACGUGUGUGGUAUUGUUCAUAAUGCUGCCAAGUACAUGCCUGACUUACUGGACUACAUGGCUGAGAAACACGCUCACCUCUUUGUCAAGGCCGGAGUUAUAGGACACAUUGGCAGAAACUCUGACCUGGAAACAUACACAAUGGAAAAAUACAGAGAUGAGGUGUACAAAACAUAUUGUAAUGGAACCUUCCGCACGGGUCCCCUCCACCAAGUAAGUGUUGUUGGCACUGUACAUGAAGAAGUGGGUGGCUACUUUCCUCAUUUCCUUAGUAUGAUGGAAGAAAACCCAUUCCUGCGGAGGGCAAUGCCCUGGGGUCCAAUGUCAAUAGUAAACAUGACAUCACCCCAACAAAGCAAUGAUGGACCCAUCUUGUGGAUACGACCCGGAGAACAGCUCAUCCCAACGGCCGAGCUGGGUAAAUCUCCAGCUAAAAGAAAGAGUAGAACGGGAAUAAAUGAGCUGCAGCGCCUUCAGUACCUGCCGCGAGCCACUAAUGCCCGAGAGAUGAUGUUUGAAGACCGUACAAAAGCGCAUGCAGACCACGUAGGGGCUGGACUGGACAGGAAAACCACAGCAGCUGUUGGGGUGUUAAAAGCUGUCCAUUGUGGCAACGAGUACUAUCACAAUCGUGUCGUGAAAGAUGUUGUAGCUUUUGAUGCCCACGACUUCCAUGAGAUUGUGGAAAAACUGCAACUAGACCUUCAUGAGCCCCCCAUAUCCCAGUGUGUACAAUGGAUAGAAGAUGCAAAACUGAAUCAGCUGCGGCGAGAUGGAAUAAGGUUUGCCCGUAUUCAACUGUGUGACAAUGAUAUAUAUUUUCUACCCCGUAAUAUCAUUCACCAGUUCCGGACUGUGACAUCAGUUUGUAGUGUUGCAUGGCAUGUUCAACUAAAACCAUAUUACCUUCCUAAGAAUCCAGAGAAGGAAAAAGACAAGGACAAGGAAAAGUCUCCUAAAGAAGAGAACUCACCAGUACUCUCACCAAUUAAAGUGGAUCUCCCAGAGAAAAAGGAGAAAUCGUCGUCGUCGUCGGUUUCCUCGACUCCGUCAAAACACCACAAAAGCCAUAAACAUGACAGAAAGGAUAAACAUGAAAAGGAGAGGCAUGAGAAGCACAAACACAAACACAAAGCUAAGGACAGAGACAAACACAAAGAGAAGGAUCACCACCGAGGAGAACGCAGGAGUGAGCACAAGAGCAAAAAGAGAGAGAAGGACGAAACGGAGCGGGUGAAGAAAAGACUUAGAAUGGACUCGGGUUCGUCGGUGGAUGAACCGGUGGCGGAAAGUAAGUGUGAGAAAGUUAGUGUUGGGGAUGUAGAAGAACCAGAGGCUAAGAAAGCUAAGAUAGAAGAAAUUGAACCUAAAGAUGAAAUUAAAUUUGAACCAAAGGAAGAAUUGGGGGAUGAAGGUAAUGUUGAGCCCAAGUCAGUUCCUGAGGCUGCUGCUUCACCUCAGGAGAGUCAGGUGGACCUUGAAGAAAAAGUCUCUGAUGUUACACAGGAGUGCCCGGAGAACAAGAUCACGAUCUUGGAGGUCAGUCCAUUAAAGAAAGAAAAUGGAAAUCUUGAAAAAUUGGCCAAUGUUUCCAAGUUCAAAGCUGCGGGAGCCGUAAACAGACCAAAAACUCCGAACAAAGCUGCAAGUGGCCAACCCCCCUGUGAUGUUCUCGAGUCAAUAAUGGCUGGAAUGUUACAGCCGGGGAUGCACAAAUAAUGCCUGGGGAAAAAAUAUAUACUGUGUGUGUGUAUAUAUAUAUAUAU
Homarus americanus (American lobster) is the source of this 4141-nucleotide messenger RNA. RefSeq lists its product as uncharacterized. Gene Ontology annotation, cellular component: nucleus. The record is from RefSeq and is a predicted model, not a curated record. Bases 312 to 4094 code for a protein of 1260 amino acids. The transcript has 8 exons. Lineage: Eukaryota; Metazoa; Arthropoda; Malacostraca; Decapoda; Nephropidae.